GAUUGGCCAGAGUCAGGAGGAAAAUCAGUUAAUAAGUUGAGCAUGAACGAAUUGGAGGCGGAGCUUAGGAAACAUAAGUUGGAAGAGAAAGGAAAUCGAUCAGAUAUGGCAUUGCAUUUAGCUUUAUACAUUCGGAAGACUGAAAAUGGGUAUUUUCGAAAGCUACGAGGUAAACCAAUUCCUGAGUUGAUGGAUUUUCGUUUAAAAAGUGAGCUUAGGUUACGUUUGUUAAGUGUAUCUGGAAGUAAGGAUGAGUUAGUUCUGCGCUUAGCUAAAGUGGUAAAUUACGGAGUUAAAAUAACUGAGGAUGAGAAAUCACCAGCUCCCUCCACCUGUGUGGAUAGAGAAGAAGAAGUGAAAGGUGUAGACUACCCAAUAGCCUUCCUGGAUUUGGAGUUUAAACAUUAUACGAUUCUAGAGGUUGGGAUUGUCCUUGUGGACCCCAAGACGUGGAAUUAUAAAGAGUUUAGUGUAAUUAUAAGGCAAUCAAAGGAGUUUAUGGAGUCCUAUGUUGGCCGGUCCAGUCUCCCUAGAACAACUCUAGAGGACACGAGUUCACCUUGGUUCAGGGAUGCAUACGAGACAAUUUUUUAUUGUCUUAACGGCAGGACUGUCAUAGGUCACAACAUCGAACGCUGCGAUAUGGUGCUUAUCAGAGACCGUUGCUUUGACUUAGGUUUAAGAGUGCCAGUACCUAAAGAAGUAAUUGAUACUUACAAGUGGAUUAAGGAUAAGACUAAGGAUAAGACUAUCAAAAACUUAUAUCCAAAGUUAAGACUAGCGGACCUUGCUCGCCAAUUUGAGUUAGGUGAACAAACUCAUAGAGCUAUUGAGGACUGUUCCUCAAUAUUGAAGUUUUCAAGAGAGUAUUAGCAUCGAAAAACCUGGUAAGUUAAUAAAAAACAUUUCAUUAU
This is a messenger RNA of Arabidopsis arenosa, 914 nucleotides long. The record is from the annotation of a GenBank genome assembly. Lineage: Eukaryota; Viridiplantae; Streptophyta; Magnoliopsida; Brassicales; Brassicaceae.